Messenger RNA from Arachis stenosperma, 3230 nucleotides. Its product is annotated as stress response protein nst1-like. The record is from RefSeq and is a predicted model, not a curated record. Bases 399 to 3080 code for a protein of 893 amino acids. The transcript has 4 exons. Lineage: Eukaryota; Viridiplantae; Streptophyta; Magnoliopsida; Fabales; Fabaceae.
CUUUUCGCUCUCUCUAUUCUUAUCUAUCUUUUCUCUCUCUUCUCGCGCACAGUUUCUCUCUCUAAAAAAAAGGAAACACACCGAACGGAGGCUCCGACCCGAAUCGGACGAGUCGACUCAGCCCCGAACCCGUUCUCUGGUGCUUCUUCUUCAAUCGCAUUUCGCUUCCAUUGAUUUUCUCUCUCUCUCUUAAUGAGUUUCCGCCAUGGGCGCCGAAUUCGGUUCUGAAGUUUCUGCGUUGAACUCUGUUGGAUAUUGAUUUGGAAGAAGGAAGAAAAGGAUAAGUAGGGUUAGGGUUUUCUCGAAAGCAUUGAUUUUUAUUUUUGUUGGGAGGUUGAAUUUCGGUUGUUCUUAGGGUUUGAAUCGAGACGGGGAAGAUUGGCGUGGGUUAGAGUAUAAUGUGUAUACUUUGUGUGAUUCAGAAGUGGUCUCGCCGGGUUGCUACAAUGCUACCUUGGUUGGUUAUUCCGUUAAUUGGUCUAUGGGCGCUUUCUCAGCUCCUUCCACCAGCUUUUAGGUUCGAGAUUACCUCGCCUCGUCUGGCUUGUGUAUUUGUGUUGCUGAUUACACUCUUUUGGUAUGAGAUUUUGAUGCCUCAGCUGUCUGCUUGGAGGGUGCGGAGGAAUGCACGGCUUAGGGAGAGGAAGAGGUUUGAGGCCAUAGAAAUGCAAAAGCUAAGGAAGACAGCUACUAGGCGGUGUCGUAACUGCUUGAAUCCAUAUAGGGACCAGAACCCUGGUGGGGGUCGGUUUAUGUGUUCAUAUUGUGGGCAUAUUUCGAAGCGACCAGUUUUAGACUUGCCUGUGCCGCCUGGGUUGGGGAUUUCAAAUUCUGGUUUAGUUAAGGAUUUGGUUGGAAAAAGUGGCAAGAUAUUAAAUAGCAAGGUUUGGUCUGAAAAUGGGUGGAUGUGCAGUCAGGACUGGCUGGAGAAUGGCAAUUGGGUUGGCGGAUCUAUGCCGAGUAAUCCAAGCAACUGGAGGACAAAUGGGAAUGCUGGUGUUUUUGCAGAUGAGCAUUGUUUGACAGAGAGGUCAUAUUCUGGUAUUUUGUUUUUUGUUUGCAAGCUUUUGACAUCUUUUUUCUUGAGCAUUAGAUGGCUCUGGAGAAAGGCUUUUAGAAUUAGUUCAAGAGAAGAAUGUUCAUCUGAUGCUGAACAUAGGGCGCUUUUAGCAAAGCGGGGUGAGAACGGGGGAAGCCUCAAUGAAAGUAGAGGUGAAAGAGCACGGAGGAAGGCAGAGGAGAAAAGACAGGCUAGGCUAGAGAAAGAACUUCUCGAGGAGGAGGAGAGGAAACAGAGGGAGGAGGUUGCAAGGUUAGUCGAGGAGCGUAGAAGACUGAGGGAUGAGAAAGUUGAAGCUGAAAAAGAUCGCAGUAAAUCGUCACAAUCCAGUAAGGAGAAAGAAAGUAGGAAGGAAACUGAGAAGAAGCGUCAGGAAAAAAGAAGGGAGAAAGAUAAGGGGUCUAGUAAGAGCAACUCUGAUGUAGAAGAAUUAGAAAAGAAAGCUGGAAAGGAAAGCGAGCGGAAGCGGGACUUUGAUAAAAAGAGUGAAACUGAUCGGAGAGAGCAUCAGAAAUCUGGGUUAGAGAUUGGCAAGGGACAGAGUACAGACAAUGCACAUAGUAAAAAUGUUGUGAACAAUUAUAAUCGAGGAAGUACUGGAACAAGAUAUCUUGAUCGUAUGCGAGGUACAAUUUUGUCCUCUUCAAAGGCACUUGGUUUUGGAAGGGGUACUAAUGUUCCUACCACUGUUUUGAAAGAAAACAAGUUUAACAGUUCUGUAGAUCAUGUUCAUACUGCUGCCAGCAGGAGAGAUGUUGGUCUUCCUGAUCGUCCAGCUGCAAAAUCCAAUUUGAAUGGAGAUGAUAGGAAUAUCACUCACUCUGUUAUUCCAGAACCAAAACCAUGGUCAGCACCUAAAAUGUCAUGGCAGCAAUUAUUUACUCGCGGUUCAUCUGCUCCUCAACCCUCAAAUUCGAAUGUAAUAUGUAGACCGAAUUCCAAGACUCAAGGAGAAAUCAAAAGCCCUCAGUUAUCUGCUCCACCACCGGUUACACAAUCUUUUAAUAAUCCAAUCCACUUUGGUCUUCCAUCACCAUUUAAUAUUUCCACAUUUCCAAAUGGAACAACUAGUAGUAGUAGUCUUGGUUUUUCUCCUGCAAUUGAACCCAUAUUCUCACCUGCUGGGAAUAAAGCACAUGACUAUAGGCAUGAAGAACAAGAGCUUUUUGAAGAUCCCUGCUAUAUUCCUGAUCCAGUAUCUUUGCUUGGGCCUGUUUCGAAGUCACUUAAUGAAUUUGAUCCAGUAUCCUUGCUUGGGCCUGUUUCCCAGUCACUCAAUGAUUUUCAGUUAGACAAGGGAAGUGCCUUUGUAGCAGACACGGAAGUAGCAAAGCCUCACUCUUUGAAAAACAUAACUGCUAGUUCUGAAGUCAGUAAGCCGUCUCCAAUUGAGUCGCCGUUAUCCCGAGAGAAGCAUAGCUGUUCUAAUCGGUUUCCAAGUACCCCCAGCACCCAAGAUAAUGCACUUCCUUUGGACAAUGCAGCUACAAGUGAGAAGGGAACAUGGCAGAUGUGGAGUACCCCUCCACUAGGUCAGGAAAGUUUAGGUUUAGGUUUGGUUGGUGGCCCUGGUAGCUGGCUUUUAUCCUCACAAAGAAAUGUACCAAACAAGGAUGAUUUUGUGCUUCCGUCAUCUCAGAAGACUAUGGCUUCUCUUUUUAACAAAGAUGAUAACAUAUCCCAUUCUCCCCAAAGUGUUUUUAUUCCCAAUGGUCAGAGUAGCGGCGCAUUCAGCCCUGUUCCUGGUUCAAGUGGUUAUGAUCCUUGGUCACAGACUGCUUUCUUUCCACCAUUGUCCGGUGGGCUUAAAGCUCAGGAGGGUGCUACCCAGAAUGAAAUAAUAUAUGGGAGUCCAAGUGGUUCUGCUAGCAGCCGUGUGCUUGAGGAUUCUCCAGCUAACAGUUGGUCCAAAAAGGAAUGGGCUGUACAAGGUUCUGUGGAAAGUGUAGGGAAGUCACCUGUUGCAAGGCCCCAUAAUGGCAGUUUACAUCCAUCUUCAGAUGUACAGUCAUUUUGGUGAUUUGAUUGAAAAAGAAAAAGAAAAUAGAAAGAAAGAGGAUAGUGACAGGGUUAUGAGGGACUUGAUAAACAUAACUGUUCUUAGAGGCAAAUUACCGAACGUAUUGUAUCUUCCUUUCUUCUUUAUGAAGGGAGAUUGAUGUUUACAUAA